This is a messenger RNA of Protomyces lactucae-debilis, 2020 nucleotides long. RefSeq lists its product as uncharacterized. NCBI's taxonomy places the organism in Eukaryota, Fungi, Ascomycota, Taphrinomycetes, Taphrinales, Protomycetaceae. The record is from RefSeq and is a predicted model, not a curated record. The coding region runs from base 21 to 1913 and encodes 630 amino acids. Gene Ontology annotation, molecular function: flavin adenine dinucleotide binding; RNA binding; tRNA dihydrouridine synthase activity. The transcript has a single exon. Gene Ontology annotation, biological process: tRNA processing.
GGAGUCCUCACAUUUGCAACAUGGCCGGAGAGGACAAGGUCCAGGACGGCAACGUUGCGCAGAAGCCUAUGUCGCCUCUGCAACAUACUCAAGAUGCAACGUUGCCAGAAGACCUCCAUGAACUCAAUCCGCUCGUGCAAAAUUCGGCUGAUGUUGCCCGCGACGUCGAGCAAAAUUCUCUUAUUCGCCCUGCAGAAGAUGGUGAUCAGGAUGAUGCCCCGAGGGCCAAGAGGCCAAAGCAGGAGAAGAAGCAAAGAGGUCAAAAUAAGGCGCGCAAGUUUGCCAAUUCGAAAGAUGAGGUGCGACUGUGCUCACAGAUUGCCCGUGGCGAAUCGUGCACCUUUGAAGGCGAUUGCAAGUAUUCACACAGCUUGAAGGAUUACAUCAACACCAAGCCCCCUGAUAUUGGACCUGAGUGUCCCAUCUACUCAGCAAUUGGUCAUUGCGACGCCGGCUUCCGUUGCCGCUGGUUGACAGGCCAUGUAGAAAAACCAGAUGUUGCAGAUCCAGACAGUUGGAAGCUGCUUGGCAAGCCUAAGCAAGACCUGUCAGAGCUAUGCAAAACGCAUAAGUCCAUCGAGAAUAUCCUCUCGCGAGAGACCAUGCAGGCGAUCAGAAAGAAGGCCUUUCGCACGAGCAAGUCGGAUGCCUACUUGAAGUAUCUAUCAGAUCUGAUGGCAAGCGAGGAGAAAGAUGCAGCAGACAAGCCAGAUGUCCCUUUCAGACCAAGCGAGAAGAGAAGUCUCGACUGGAGCAAUACAAAGAUUCUAGCGCCGCUUACAACGACUGGCAACAUGCCAUUUCGUCAAAUCUGCCGCGAGUAUGGCGCGGAUGUGACAUAUUCUGAAAUGGCGCUUUCUGUUCCGCUACUCUCAGGUUCUGCUAGUGAAUGGGCCUUGACCAGAAGUCAUCAAGCAGAACGCGACAUGCGCAAUGGCCGUCGUGGCAUCUACGGCAUCCAAAUUGCAGGUUCUAAACCAGCUAUGGUUGUGCCAGCAGCUGAAAUGCUCGCAACCGAAUUUGAAUCCACACUCGACUUUGUUGACCUCAAUUGCGGCUGUCCGAUUGAUCUUGUCUUCAAGCAAGGCGCUGGCUCUGCUUUGUUGGACAAUCAUGGUCGACUGCUCAAGAUGCUCAAGGGUAUGAGUCUGGUCACUGGCGAUGUUCCAGUGACUGUCAAAGUGCGCACCGGCGUUAAAGAUAAAUGCCAUACAUCCGGCAAGUUGCUUGCACGUCUCAAUGCAGACGCGUGCGUGUCUAUGGUCACUCUACACGGAAGAUCGCGUGCGCAGCGAUAUUCGAGGCCUGCAGAUUGGGAAUACAUUGCCUCCUGCGCAGCGAGCAUCAAGGCUUAUCAGGCACAGGCCGCUGGCGAAGAUUUGCGCGGCAAGCAUGCCGAAUAUGGCUACUCGCAAAAGCUCGCCUUUGUUGGCAAUGGCGAUGUGUACACAUUUGAGGAUUGGAACCGCAACAUGCAGUCUGGUGUUGACGGCUGCAUGAUUGCGCGCGGCGCCCUCAUCAAGCCAUGGAUCUUUGAAGAGAUUGACAAGCAGCAACAUCUCGACAAGUCGGCCUCGGAACGUCUCGCUAUGCUCGACCAGUAUUGUAAGAACGGCCUUGCCUGUUGGGGUGCGGAUCAGAUGGGCGUUGACAAGACUCGACGAUUCCUUUUGGAGUUCAUGAGCUUCCACCACAGGUAUGUACCUUCUGGCGUACUAGCGGCCAUGGGAGAACCUAUCCAGAUGGGCGACCGCCCGCCAGCGUGGACGCCCCGCAAUGAGGAUGAGAAGCUGCUUGCUUCGAUGGAUUGCGCAGACUGGGUCAAAAUCUCUGAGCGCUUCUUAGGUAAGGCUGCGGAGAGCUUCAAGUUUGUGCCGAAGCACAAGGCCAAUAGUGUGAAUGCAGAAGGUUAGAUCAUUCAUGUGUGUAGCUCUUGACUCGAGAAUAGAAGAAGGACUUGUCGUGCCUCAGAUUGAAGUCUGUCACCUCACCAGACUGUGGGUGUAUGCCGUAGAAGCGA